UUGAGAGUACUGCAUGCUUUGCGUAGAGUAAUUACUGGAAAUUAUUUUAGAGCAUGCACUCUUACUAUAGACACGAAAAAUAAUAUACGCAUGCAUGGUGGAUUAUUAAUAGCAGAUCAUAUCAGACAACACUUCGGCGGUGUUCUGAAUAUAUAUUCUGCAAAAUCUGGUAAGACUCAUAUUGCUUCUCUUUUACCACCAAUUACAAGGUUUUUAACGAUGAAUCAAUCAAGAGGCUCACGUUCGGAUUUGGAGGCCGGCGGCAGCCGCUCCGGUGACUUGGACGGCGAGUCCUCGUCCAGUCCUUUUUACAUUGCCAGAACUAAGGAUGCUUCGGUCGAUCGCCUCAAGCGCUGGAGGCAAGCAGCACUUGUGCUGAAUGCUUCUCGUCGAUUCCGGUACACCUUAGACUUGAAAAAGGAAGAAGAAAAGCAGCAUACACUAAGGAAGAUUAGAGCACAUGCACAAGCCAUACGAGCUGCAUAUCUUUUCAAGGAAGCUGCAGAUCAACAAGUGAAUGGGAUUGUAGUACCGAAACCAAAUCCUACUGGCGAUUUUCCCAUUGGACAAGAGGAACUAGUUCCAGUGACGAGGGAUCAUAAUUUUGCUGCUCUUCAACAAUAUGGGGGGGUCACAGGCUUAGGGGACUUAUUGAAAACAAAUCUUGACAAGGGAAUUCAUGAAGAUGAUGCUGAUUUACUAAAACGGAAAAAUGCAUUUGGGUCGAACACAUAUCCUCGGAAAAAAGCAAGAAGUUUCUGGAGAUUUCUUUGGGAAGCUUGGCAAGAUCUUACUCUGAUCAUUUUGAUGGUAGCUGCAGUGGCUUCUUUAGCGCUGGGUAUAAAAACAGAGGGUAUAGAGGAGGGAUGGUAUGAUGGGGGCAGCAUUGCUUUUGCAGUUCUCCUUGUCAUUGUUGUCACAGCCGUUAGUGAUUACAGACAGUCUCUUCAGUUCCAGAAUCUAAAUGAGGAAAAGAGAAAUAUACAUUUGGAGGUCAUUAGAGGUGGUAGACGUGUUGAGGUCUCAAUUUAUGAUCUUGUUGUUGGUGAUGUUGUACCCCUUAACAUCGGCGAUCAGGUCCCUGCUGAUGGCAUUUUAAUAACUGGACACUCACUUGCGAUAGAUGAGUCUAGUAUGACUGGAGAGAGCAAGAUUGUACGCAAGGACUCCAAAAAUCCAUUUCUAAUGUCGGGCUGCAAAGUAGCAGAUGGAAAUGGUAGCAUGCUGGUAACCAGUGUUGGGACUAAUACUGAAUGGGGAAUGCUCAUGGCUAGUAUUUCAGAAGAUACUGGUGAAGAAACUCCUUUGCAGGUGCGCUUAAACGGGGUUGCAACUUUCAUUGGUAUUGUUGGACUCACAGUGGCUUUACUUGUCUUGAUAGUCCUGUUGGUUAGAUACUUUACUGGCCAUACAAAAAAUGCAAAUGGAAGCCCUCAGUUUAAAGCGGGAAAGACAAAAUUUGGAGAUGCCAUAGAUGGAGCCAUUAAAAUUGUUACUAUUGCGGUCACCAUUGUGGUGGUUGCUGUUCCUGAAGGGCUCCCAUUAGCUGUUACCUUGACGCUUGCCUACUCGAUGAGAAAAAUGAUGGCAGAUAAGGCCUUGGUGCGGAGGCUGUCUGCAUGUGAAACCAUGGGCUCUGCAACUACUAUAUGCAGCGACAAGACUGGAACCUUAACAUUGAACAAGAUGACUGUUGUUGAGGCUAUUACUGGUGGGGGGAAAAUCGAUCUCUCUGGCAGUAAGUCAGACGUGUCUCCAAUGCUAUCAUCUUUGCUUAUUGAAGGCAUUGCAUUGAAUACAAAUGGCAGUGUAUAUACGCCUGAGACUGGCGGUGAUAUAGAGGUUUCUGGAUCACCAACUGAAAAGGCAAUUCUGCAAUUGGGAAUCAAGCUCGGAAUGAAUUUUGAUGCCAUCAGGUCCAAGUCUUCAAUUCUUCACGUGUUCCCAUUCAACUCAGAGAAAAAACGGGGCGGUGCUGCUGUUAAAUUGCCCAAUACUGAAGUUCAUAUUCACUGGAAAGGGGCUGCUGAAAUAGUCUUGGCCUGUUGUACAAAGUACCUGGAUCCUAAUGACCAGUUGGUAGCUAUGGAUGAAGGCAAGUCAACCAUGUUCAGGAAGUCAAUUGAGGAUAUGGCUACCCGCAGUUUGCGUUGUGUUGCCAUUGCUUAUAGACCACAUGAAUUGGAAAAUGUUCCAGGUGAUGAACAACUAUCUGAGUGGGUGUUGCCUGAUGAUGACCUUGUCUUGCUUGCUAUUGUUGGUAUAAAGGAUCCUUGUCGGUCUGGGGUGGGAGAUGCAGUGCGACUAUGCCAAAAAGCUGGUGUUAAGGUACGCAUGGUCACAGGUGACAAUCUUCAUACUGCGAAAGCGAUUGCUAUGGAAUGUGGCAUACUUGCUCCAGAUUCAGAUGCUACCCAGCCAACUCUCAUUGAAGGAACAGCUUUCCGUGAACUUUCAGAUAAGCAGAGAGAAGAUUGUGCUGAAAAGAUUUCGGUGAUGGGGCGGUCUUCCCCCAAUGACAAGCUUCUGCUUGUGCAAGCAUUGAGGAGAAGGGGUCAUGUUGUUGCUGUAACUGGAGAUGGCACUAAUGAUGCUCCUGCACUGCACGAGGCUGACAUCGGUCUUGCAAUGGGUAUUCAAGGGACUGAAGUUGCCAAAGAGAGUUCAGAUAUCAUUAUCUUGGACGAUAAUUUUGCUUCAGUUGUGAAGGUUGUUAGAUGGGGUCGAUCUGUAUAUGCAAAUAUUCAGAAAUUCAUCCAAUUCCAGCUUACAGUCAAUGUAGCAGCACUAAUUAUAAAUGUCGUGGCAGCCAUUUCAUCUGGUGAUGUACCGCUAAAUGCUGUUCAGCUUCUGUGGGUGAAUCUUAUCAUGGAUACUCUUGGAGCACUAGCAUUGGCUACGGAGCCACCUACAGACCACUUGAUGGACAGACCCCCUGUUGGUCGAAGAGAGCCGCUCAUAACAAAUAUAAUGUGGAGGAACUUGUUGGUUCAGGCUUUCUACCAAGUCACUGUCCUACUUGUCCUCAACUUCCGAGGAAUAAGUAUACUGAAGCUACAUGGUUCCAAUGCUAACACAGUGAAGAAUACUCUGAUAUUCAAUACAUUUGUCCUAUGUCAGAUUUUCAAUGAAUUCAAUGCUCGAAAGCCUGAUGAGUUCAAUAUAUUCAAGGGGAUAACCAAGAACUACCUUUUUAUAGGAAUAGUGACAGUAACUCUUGUACUUCAGAUUAUCAUAGUCGAGUUCCUUGGGAAGUUCACUAAAACAAAACCACUUACUUGGAAUCUUUGGCUGAUUUCAGCUGUAAUAGCUUUUAUCAGUUGGCCUCUUGCUGUUCUCGGGAAGCUGAUUCCGGUUCCAGAAACUCCUCUCUUCAAGUAUUUUACAAGAAUGAUCCCUGGGCGAAGAAACAGUCCAGAGGGUAGUCAGUAGGAAGUGUGAAGAUAUACUGCAGUUACAGCAGCGGGUUUCAUAGUUUUCUGGAUCUGCAUCAUUCUCUUUUUCGGUUUUUGGCUUGACAGAUCAUAUUUCACAGAAUCCACAAACUAAUAUUUUGUUAAGUUGGGUAUGUACUUGCAGCGGUUCAGCUUUACAGAAGCCAUACUCGGUUUGGUCUCCACUGACCGGAAUUUUACGUGUGCAGUUUAUGUACUUAAGGACUGAUUUGGGGUUUUACAGUUCGACUUGUUUUUGGAAUGAUGGAUUAGUCUAUAAAAAAAUAAAAAUUUCAACCUAAA
Molecule: messenger RNA, 3737 nt
Organism: Pyrus x bretschneideri (Chinese white pear)
Lineage: Eukaryota; Viridiplantae; Streptophyta; Magnoliopsida; Rosales; Rosaceae
Product: calcium-transporting ATPase 10, plasma membrane-type
Exons: 37
Coding region: 91-3432 (1113 amino acids)
Biological process (GO): calcium ion transmembrane transport
Cellular component (GO): membrane; intracellular membrane-bounded organelle
Molecular function (GO): ATP hydrolysis activity; calmodulin binding; ATP binding
Source: RefSeq, a predicted model, not a curated record